Messenger RNA from Penicillium salamii, 432 nucleotides. Lineage: Eukaryota; Fungi; Ascomycota; Eurotiomycetes; Eurotiales; Aspergillaceae. The record is from the annotation of a GenBank genome assembly.
AUGACUGAAGAGAAGCGUUUUGCGCCCAAGGUGGCUGUUCAGCUCGAUCCCCCCAAGGAUGAUCCCAUUUCCCUUGAGGAGCUGGCUAAAUGUGACGGUACAUCUCACCUCCGCAUGGCGCAUGGCGCAUGCAUGCCACAAUUGCUAACUGCCCCAGGCUCCGAUCCCAGCCGCCCAACUCUGGUCGCGAUCAAGGGUGUCGUGUUCGACGUGACUCGGAACUCAGCAUACGGAGCACAGGGUCAAUACCGAGUAUUCGCCGGCAAGGACCCCUCUCGCGCCCUCGCAUGCUCCUCCCUGAAGCCUGAAAACUGCGUCCCGGAAUGGUACGAUCUCGACGAGAAGGAGAAGACUACGUUGAAUGAAUGGUUCACUUUCUUCAGCAAGCGGUAUAACAUUGUCGGCAAGGUCGAGGGUGCAACCAACACUUGA